AUGAUUUCUAUAGCAUGCUCUGAUUCAGCUCAUCAUAAUCUAGCUGAAUUCUUUUGUCUUAAUCCAUUUUGCAAAGAAAAUCGCUUAAGUUGCUUCUAAUGCUUAUAAACAAAUAAACACUCAGAGCAUAUGAAAGACAUUCGAAAAAUCUCAGAAAUUAUAAAUUAUUUCGAGACAAUACAAAAUGAUUGUAAUAAUCUUCUAAUCCAGAUUAAUUAAUUCUUUAAAUAAUUGUAAACUAAUAUAGAAAAAUUAAUAGAAGGAAUCUAAUACAAAUACAAUAUUUCUUCAUCUAAAUUGACUCAACUCAAAGGUGAAUAAAUUAGCAAAGCUAUCACCUCAUUCAUUUCGUUUUAAGAUUAUGAACAGACCUUGCUCAAUUAAUUAAAAAACAAUACCGAGGUAUAUAAUUAGAAAUUAGAUCAAUUAAUUUAGGACUUGCAAUUAAAUGAAGUUGAUUAUUAAAAUAUCGAACUUUAAAAAUAAUUUAGAUAUGAGAUAUUAAAAGAUAGUUCAAUAAAAGAGGAACAUUGUUUUGCUAUGGAUUUUAAUAAAGAUGGAACUGUUUUGAUAACAGGAUUUUUGAGUGGAAAAAUUAAUGUGUAUAAUUUUAAUUAAGAAAAACUGUAAUUAAGAUAGUAGCUUAAAGAACAUAAAAGUGAGGUUUAUUGCUUAGUUUUUAUGAAAGAAUCAAAUUAAUUUAUUUCUAGUGGUGUAGAUAAGAUUAUUAUAAUUUGGUCAAUGAAUAAUAAUGAAUGGAAAGUUUAGCAAAUAUUAGAGGGUCAUACUAGUUUUAUUUAUUGCUUAAUAACAAAUAUUGAUGAAGACUUAAUUAUAUCUGGAGGAGAUGAUAAAUCUAUUAAAUUUUGGAAAAAAAAUUAAUCGAGUUGUUUUUUUACUUUAAAUGCUCAUAGAGGAAAAGUGUUGAGUUUAAGCUUAAAUUAUAAAUAAAAUCAAUUAAUAUCUUCUGCAUAUAAUCAAAAAGUUAUAUUAAUAAGUGAAAAAUAAAAAAAUGAAACCUGGAUAGUUAAAUAAUAAUUAUAAAUUGAUUAAUUUGCAAGGAGAAUAUGCUUUAUAGAUAAUUGCACAUUUGCGUUCUAAUAUGAAUAGAAAUAAGUAAUUUGUAUAGCUUAAAUAAAUGAAGUAGAUUAAUCAUUCAGAAAGGCUCAAGAAGUUGAUGUUUAAGGAGGUUAAACUUGUUACUUUGGAUUCCCUUAGAAGUUUUUAUAAUCUAAAUAAUUUUUAUUGAAUAAAAAUGGGAAUUAUAUAAAUGUUAUCCAUAGAUAUUAAUAGAACAAAUUUAGUUCUGACUUUUCGAUUAAUUUCGAAACUAGUUAAUUUUGGGGAACCUUAAGUAAUGAUGGAUAAUAUCUAGUAACUUGGGAUUUAAAAUCUGAAUAAAUUUAGAUCAGAAAAUAUAUGUAAUGA
Paramecium sonneborni is the source of this 1428-nucleotide messenger RNA. The record is from the annotation of a GenBank genome assembly. NCBI's taxonomy places the organism in Eukaryota, Ciliophora, Oligohymenophorea, Peniculida, Parameciidae.